Larimichthys crocea (large yellow croaker) is the source of this 2138-nucleotide messenger RNA. Its product is annotated as sterile alpha motif domain-containing protein 9-like. The record is from RefSeq and is a predicted model, not a curated record. Gene Ontology annotation, molecular function: protein binding. Gene Ontology annotation, cellular component: cytoplasm. The transcript is spliced from 3 exons. Lineage: Eukaryota; Metazoa; Chordata; Actinopteri; Sciaenidae. Bases 327 to 2138 code for a protein of 603 amino acids.
GACCACAAGACUUCUGAGACCUCUGCAUCGUACUGGAAAAGUUCAUGCUGCUGUAAGCACAAGCUCUCUACUUCCUCAUCACUGCACGGCCUUUGCAGAUUCAUCAUUUCAUCAGCCUCAGCAAUCAUAAGCCUCUUACACCACCACCAGGGCUUGGACGCCAUAUGGUACCCCUCAAUCACAAAUCUUCCUGUAGAGUCUAAGCACCAAAGACUUUACUGUCAAGACUUAUCAUAUAGCAUCUAUUAUGUUAUGAACAUUAUCUUUCCAUUGUUCACUUGUCUGUCCUGUUUUUUCAAAGUUGUUUUCAUAACUCAACGUCUGAGAUGGCAAAUGGCCCAGCCCUCUCCACUGCUCGAGGAGGAGAAAUUUACGUGGGAAAUGAAUUCAGAGAUUUCUUCCACCUGCUGGACGUUCUCUAUGCAAAUCAGUUUGAAGGAGAGUCUUUCGAGCCAAAACUUCUUGAGCAGAUCGAAGAAAACUUUUAUAGAGGGGCCCCGCCCAACUGGUUGAACUUUUACAUAAGUGAACAGGAACAGGCAAAUGAGUCAGGUGGCAUUAUUAAACGAGAUGGAUACGAUAGACUUGUGGAAGAAAUCCGGAAAAAAAACAAACAGCCUGGAAUAUCAACUGUUAAACUGUUCCACCAGCCAGGAUGUGGAGGAACCACACUGGCCAUGCAGGUGCUGUGGGGCUUGAGGAAAUCCUUCAGAUGUGCAGAAGUUUUAACAAGCUCACCCCCAGACAUCGCAAAUGUUGCAAACGAGGUGAUCGACCUUUACACGGCAGGCAGCAGAGGCCACCAAAACACUGUGCUGCUGCUGGUGAACGAUGAGCAGAUUUUAGAAAAUCUGCAAGACAGCAUCAUGGAGAAGAUUGCUGAACAGAAGAUAGUCACCCGUAUGCCUGUGGUGAUUUUUCUCAGCUGUAUUAGAAAAGUAUCAAUUGUGCAGAAUGACAAUGUUGCCCUUAAAGAUGUACUUUCUGACACAGAGAAGCAAAAAUUUGAUGAGAAAAAGAAAGAACUUAGCCUAAAGUAUGGUGAUAAAUGCAAACAGUUCCAUGGCUUUAACAUAAUGCAAACUAAUUUCUCUUCAGAUUAUGUCCAACAAGCAUGCAAAGUAUUCAGUACUGUCAGAAGAGCAAAUAGACCACGGAAAACACAGCUUGUUGCCUGCCUAUCCCUGUUAAAUGGUUAUGUACCAGGUUCAUAUCUCACAGAGUCUCAGUGCCUGGACUUUCUUAAACAUGACGACGACAAUUAUGGAGACCUGGAGGACAGAAUGGAGCCCUUUAGUCAUCUCAUCACCUUCCAACAAGAUAAAAGAUCUGGAAGAAAAGUUAGCAUGGCUCACCCUAUGAUAGCACAGCGCUGUACAGAGUUGAUGGCUGAGGCAGGUGUGACCAGAAGUGACACAGCCCUAAAGUUGAUCUCUUUGUACAGCAAUGGGGAUCCUCCAUAUUUGCUUGGAUUUGUGAAAGACAUGCUGACAAAAAGAGAACCAAAAAAAGGAGGAAAAGAACCCAAAAAGAACACAAUCUCUGGUACAGAGACUGACAAGGACCAAGAAAGGUUUUCUAGGCUAAUCCUAGAAAUUCAAAAGAAGGAGGGUAAUGCCAAGAGUGCAUCUGUUUUAAAGGUAGCAUCAAAAAAGUUUGAUGAAAAUCCAUUUUUUCCACAAGCUCUUGCUCGUUUUUAUUACAUAGAACUAAAAGAUUACAAUCAGGCAGAAAUGUGGGCAAAGCGAGCAAAGGAAAGAGAUCCAGAAAAUUCAUUUGUUGCUGAUACACUGGGACAAGUGUAUAAGAACCAUUUAAAGAGCAAAGAGUCUCAUCCUAAGGAAGGAUGCGAAAAGCUUCCUGCCAAACCAAGAGAAAUUUUGCAACUGGCCAAAAAGGCCAUUGAAGCUUUCAAAGAUGAAGAACGACUUGCUGAAAAACAACAUGGUACAGAUACGAAGGAAGAUAGCACUACCAAAGUCGACACUACCAAAGUCAGCACUACCAAAGUCGGCCCUACCAAAGAUGGCCCUACCAAAGACGGCACUACCAAAGUCGGCACCACCAAAGACGGCACUACCAAAGUCAGCACUACCAAAGUCGGCCCUACCAAAGACGGCACUACCAAAUCAGGAUGA